CUUGCCUUACUUCUUCUCCAAAUCAUCAUAUUCUCAAGCUCCUUCAAUCCUUAAAGCUUAUACAUUUUUGUAAACUUUAUCCCGAAAAAUAGUACUUAAAAAAUCUAUAAACACUUCUGAAAUGCAAUCAAAUAGCCUAAAGAACAGAUCAGAGAGUGGUCCAAGCAUGGCUGAAAAGAAGUACAAGGGAGUUCGCAGACGAAAAUGGGGCAAAUGGGUGUCGGAAAUCAGGGUUCCAGGUUCAACAGAGCGGCUCUGGUUAGGCUCCUAUGCUACGGCAGAGGCGGCUGCGGUUGCCCACGAUAUUGCUUUCUAUUGUUUACGUAGACCGCCGUCUUUGGAUGGCCUUAACUUCCCUCAGCUGUUGCCUGCGAGGUGUGUGGAUGCAGCCUUGUCACCGAAGUCUGUACAGAAAGCUGCUUCGGAUGCCGGGAUGGGCAUCGAUGCGCAGAUGAUCGUUGGGGUCCCAGUUGAACCGGUCGAGGCGGGCCGAGUUUUUAAACACUAUAAGUUACACAUGAUUUUUAAGCAUUUUUCAAAUCCUAAAUAUGUUAUCAAUUUGAUAAUGUAUAAUAUCGAACCUUCAAGGUGA
Pistacia vera is the source of this 592-nucleotide messenger RNA. RefSeq names its product ethylene-responsive transcription factor ERF020-like. Gene Ontology annotation, biological process: regulation of DNA-templated transcription. The record is from RefSeq and is a predicted model, not a curated record. Bases 122 to 592 code for a protein of 156 amino acids. Gene Ontology annotation, molecular function: DNA binding; DNA-binding transcription factor activity. Lineage: Eukaryota; Viridiplantae; Streptophyta; Magnoliopsida; Sapindales; Anacardiaceae. The transcript has a single exon.